Limanda limanda (common dab) is the source of this 1020-nucleotide messenger RNA. RefSeq names its product C-type lectin domain family 17, member A-like. The coding region runs from base 1 to 1020 and encodes 339 amino acids. The record is from RefSeq and is a predicted model, not a curated record. Lineage: Eukaryota; Metazoa; Chordata; Actinopteri; Pleuronectiformes; Pleuronectidae. The transcript has 7 exons.
AUGGAGGAAGAACUCAAUUAUGCUACUGUGGUUUUCAAAAACGGUGGUAGUCCUCAGAAAGUCAAAGCAGCUGGAGGAACAGUAGCAGCAGGAGGAGCAGCAGCUGGAGGAGCAGCAGCGGCACACUCCCGGCACUUUGUCCUGCUGCUGGUGUGUUUGGGGAUUCUCUGCGUCCUGCUCAUCGCGUGCAUCGGCGUCAUCAUCUACAUCUUCGGGGUCAUGAAGGCCCAGGAAGCUGUCGCAGAAAACGUCAUCCACCUCGAAAAGGAAAACGUCAUCCACCUCGAGAAGGAAAAUCACAGGCUGAUGAUGGAGAAAGAAAUCUUAGCGAACGAGAAAGAAAUCUUAGCGAACAAGACCGACUUGCUGACCCGAGACAGAGAUGAUCUCAACAGGACGCUCAGAGUCAUCAUGACGUUCCAAAACUUCCAGGUCAAUACAUUCUGCCCAGACAAAAAGUGUCAGCCAUGCCGGGAGAGUUGGAUCCCGUUCCAGGAUCACUGCUACCUGUUUUAUGAGCAACCCCCUCGUUGGAAGACAUGGACGCAAGCACGAACAAUUUGUCAAAAGUAUGUCUCAGACCUGCUUGUUGUCGAUAGUUUACAAGAGCAGGAAUUCAUCAAUAAGCACACCAAGUACUACUACACCAGUGAUCAUGCAUACUGGAUGGGAUUGCUUAAAAAUGAGGACAACAUGUGGAUCUGGAUUGAUGGACGCAAUGAGACUUUGGGGUUCUGGAUUCAGGAGAGAGUCAAAAACUCUGGUGCAUAUGCGAUGACAUUUCCUGGGCAUAAUGCGACAGCCAGCUGGGGCCCAUCAUGGCAUGGAUUUCAGCUCAAAUUCAUCUGUGAGCAUGAAGCCCUCAUCAGGACUCCAGUCAAAACAGGGACGAAACUUCUGCACAUUCUGCUGCUCCUGGUGACAGCAGCGUUUGGGAUCAUCUGCGUCGUCCUGGUGUCGGUUGCCAUCGUCCUCAGAAAUGAGUCCGUCCGUCUGUCCCUGCUCUCCACUGCACUUUGA